Messenger RNA from Oikopleura dioica, 717 nucleotides. The record is from the annotation of a GenBank genome assembly. Lineage: Eukaryota; Metazoa; Chordata; Appendicularia; Copelata; Oikopleuridae.
AUGAAAGGGAAUCUCAAGCGCUUCUACUUGUAUUGGAUGACUGGACUGGGAGAAAUACGACGACGACGUCACUUCGUGCCCCAUUUCCACAUUUCCAUUGAGUUCGACUUUACCAACCGCGAAUUUCUUCUCCGAAACACGCCCGACACAUUCGAUCACAUUGCCCGAUGGUGGUGGGAUGAGAGCAGACAGAAGGGAUUCCUGACUUCUAAGAAGGGCAAAGAAAUCGUCUACAAAGCCGGCUGCUUUAUGCGAUUCCUCAUGUACCGACGGGAUGGAAAGUCACUUGAGGAGUUUCGACGAGCUGUUUACACUGUCAUUGCGACGCGAAUCGCAAGCACUAUCGAAGAAAGCAAGAACGGUUACAUCACCCUUCUAGACGUCAAAUACUUCGUCUUCUCUAACUGCCCCCACCUUGUCGACGAAUACAUCGUGUCCAACAUCGUCGAGCGCACCAAUGAGUUGCGCUUCGUCGACCCAUACACAGUAACGCUACUUUCAGACGACAAGCUCUUCGAUAAGAGUAGCAGAUACCAACUAGCGGAGUACGCAGCGAACGAGUUGUCUGACAGCGGAUACGCCCAAUUUUCGAGGUGUUCCAUCCAAGACCUUAGCUCCUCAAGCGGUUACGAUCGCGAAACUAUCGAAUCGACCGAGAAAAAGGGAAAUGCAGGCCGAAACCAGAACCAGCACCUUUUCGACAAUAUCCCCGGUUAA